CCAGUCCGCGAAUACUGUGACAAGAUAUCCAAGCAGACUGUCAGAAUGGUGCAGCCCCAGAGAGUAUAAAAGGCCACCGCUGCCUCGCCUAAGACCACCUUCUCAACUCCCUAAGAACCUCCCAUUCACAACGACAACAGUUAUCACACUCGCCACGAGACCACAUCACAACAACCUAGCAACCAUGUCUUCGACACCCACCACUCGCCACACCCUCGUCUUCGACACCCCCGAGCAGUCACUCACCCUCAAGUCGGAGCCCAUCCAGACCCCCACCGCCCACGGCAGCGCCCUCGUCCGCAUCCUCUCCGCCACCACUCGCCCUCACAACAAGGCCAGCUUCGCCGGGAAGCCCGUCCUACCCGUCACGGCCCCCUACGUCCCCGGGAACUCUGCCAUCGCACGCAUCAUCGACGUGGGCCCCGACGCCGUGUCCCUGGAGAAGGGACAGCUCGUCUAUGUCAGCGGCUUCAUCACCGCGCGAGACGACCACGACAACACCCGGAUCCUUCUCGGCUUCUCAGACCUGGGCGCCCCCAAGUCCAAGAAGCUCUUCAAGGCGUGGCCCGGCCUCUGGGCUGAUGUCGCCACCGUGCCCCAGGAGAACUGCGUGCCCCUGAACGAGUCCCUCCUCUGCGACACAAUGGGCUACACCGUGGGCCAGCUCGAGUACAUUGACCGUCUCGCUGUCGCCAACGGGGGUGUCUCGUCCGCCGCUCUCCGCGCCGGUGAGACCGUCAUUGUAUGCCCUGCCACGGGGCACUUCUCAGGCGCCGUCGUCGAGCUCGCCGCCCAGAUCGGCUGCAAUGUCGUCGCGCUCACCCGGUCCGCCGCCAAACUCGAGCCUCUCACCGCACGCCACCCCAGGAUCACACCCGUCGAACUAAGUGGCGACGUCGACGCGGAUGCGAAAGCCAUCCGCGCCGCGUGUCCACAGGGCAUGGCCGACGCACUGAUCGACGUCUCGCCGCACGAGGCCGCGGCCAAUCCGUCGCAUCUCCACGCUGGCCUGCAAGUGCUUCGUGGCCACAGCCGCGUCGUCUUCCUCGGUGCGAUGGACAAUGUCAGCAUCCCCUACACGAGCAUCAUGGCGCGCAACGUCACCAUCAAGGGUCAGUUCAUGUUCACGCGCGAGAUGACGGCCGCGCUGGUCAAGAUGAUCGAGUCUGGCAUCGUGAAGCUCGGCAAGGAGGCCGGUCACAAUGUACGGGCGUACAAGAUGGAGGAUUGGCAGCAGGCCAUCGCGGAGGCGGAGACGGCGACCCAAUGGGGCGAGCAAAUUGUGCUCGAGCCUUGAGGGUGCGGAGAUGGCCGCGGAUAUGGGCCUAGAUGGCUGGGCCCUUUGGGCUUGGACAUGUUGACAACGCGGGUGGCCUAGCUUUUGGGUCGCACGACCACGUGUGACAACAGUGAAUGUUGAAUCAAGAUUUCUGACUGGACAGUAUGCGAAGGAACCUGCCACGCCCGCAUGCCUUUGACCACCGCGACCUUGUUUGUUAUUGUUCCACGCUAGAAUUGUUUACCUGGGUAUCGUAUGUAGCCUUGUCUAUAGAUGGUAGACCUUCGUCAGGUGUAUAAUAGCAGCUUCCAGAGCU
Messenger RNA from Emericellopsis atlantica, 1595 nucleotides. RefSeq lists its product as uncharacterized. Bases 185 to 1297 code for a protein of 370 amino acids. The transcript has a single exon. Lineage: Eukaryota; Fungi; Ascomycota; Sordariomycetes; Hypocreales; Bionectriaceae. The record is from RefSeq and is a predicted model, not a curated record.